CUUCACAAUGAGCAAGUUAUUUUUUUUCAAAUUUUCAAAAAAUUAAUGUAAAGUCAAUUUUUUUUUUAGUUUUUUAGUUAACAACCAAGAUUUUCGGUUGAGACUCGGUUUAAGCCACGAAAAUUUAAGUUUCUUCUACAUUUUUAAGCACUGGUGGAUAAAAUGGACGGAGAGGGAAAGGACAAUUAUGAUUGCUCCUGUGAUGAGAGCUUUUGGCCGAACAAAGAUGAAGAAGAGAAUCGGCAGAUAAUGUUGGCCCAACCUGAGCUCCUAAUCCAGCGGAAAACGGAUGCCAGUUUGAAGGUCUUCACCACGGUGAUGUUGCACACGUGGCGCCAAAGAAGAAAGGAGGUUCGAGAACUCCAGGAUUUUGUGCAGCGUCUCCAGAUCAGCUCGAUGAAGUCGAAGAGCCAAUUGCACGUCUAUGGCACUUUAAUGAGGGUGGAGCAAAAAAGAAACAGCGAGUUGCAAAUGCAGCUAAAGCAAUAUGCGAUGAGUAUCGACAAGGAGAAAUCCUCCUGCGAAUUGCUCGCCUCUUCGGUGCGAAACCUCACAACCGAGAAACUUCAACUGCAAACGGAUUUGGAAAAACGCAAAAAGGAGAACGAUAAGCUGGAGGAGAUGUCAGGCGAGACCAAGAAGCUGCUCUUCACCGCCCGCUUGGAGCAAUCGCAACUGCAAAAGCAACUGACUGACGAACAGCGAGCCAAUCAAGACCUGCAGCUCGAGAAUGAGCAGCUGCUCAAGGAGGUGGUCCUGGCGGAAAAUAAAGAGGCCAAGUAUAUUCGUCUGAAAAACCAGUAUGACCGAGAGUUGUCCAAGAAGGACGAUCGAAUUCGAGACCUUGGAAAGGACAUUACUAUGUUGGAAGAAAAGCUGCGAAUACUCAAAGAGGGCAAAUAUGGGUUGACUACUCGCAGUAGCAGAAGCAGCUGUUGCCAUCAGUUCUCCGGAUGACUGCAAUGAAACUCCUCCUGGUCGGCGCCACUAAAAAUAGAGCAGAUUGCCCACAUUAUGACGACGAUGAGCAGAAUUUUGGAGCGCACUGUGUGAGCGAGAGCACUUAGGUGGCAAAGCCACAAUAUAAACAACAACUACAGCAACGGUUUCCGCCUGGUCACAAGAGUGGGUGGUUAAGUGGGUGGUUUUUCGUCCGGAUUCCCGCUGGUUACUCCCCAAUGCUGAUAAAGUAUGCCAUGAAUGACUGAACAGAUUGUGGCAAGUGAGAAGGGCGAGGGCGGGGGAAAAGGUGACACCACGCCCAGUUCGUUAACUGGCAGCUUCACUCUUACGGAACGCAGUCAAAUUUAAAUGUGAAGCAGCCUGCAAAUGCAAUAAUAACCAUGUGCACAGAGCAAAAAAAAAUCUAUCUUAAAAAAAAUUAGUUUGAAACAAACUUGUAAUCUCGACAAGAUCAAUCAAAAAGUUGGCAUACAUAUAAGAUAACUAAAAUCUAGAUUUAUGGGCCAACAACAAAAGUAAAAAUUUACCUAUCUUUUAUCUUUUUGAAACAUUUUUCGAAUUUUUUUGAAUGUACGCCUUUUGUAGGCUUUGCACAAUUUUUAUCCCAACGCACAUGCGAACAAUGAGAGCCAAAAAGAGAGAAUAGGAAAUGGAAAAUGGAAAAUGUGAGAAACGGCACAUUUGUGGCCAUCAUGUCAAUGCACGAGCUUGACACUCGCUCUGAAUUUGAAAUGUCGCCUAAAACGACGACAAAAGACACGGCGACCAGAAAAACGUCGAAAACUGCAGGCGGAAAAAUGGGAAAAACCUGUGUGCGUGCUUUUGUUGACGAUGCGGAAAAUUUUAACAUGGAAGCUGGCACAAAAGGACUCAAAUUACGCUCUUAACGAAAUGGGAAUCCACAAAAACUAAAAAGCUUUGCAAUUCGCACUAACAGGAUACGCAGAAAAUCCAGUUAAACUUAAUCCCGCCCGCGGGUGUGACAACAAUGGGUUUGAAUUUUUAAAGGAAU
Drosophila ficusphila is the source of this 1975-nucleotide messenger RNA. Its product is annotated as outer dense fiber protein 2. The transcript is spliced from 4 exons. Bases 163 to 957 code for a protein of 264 amino acids. The record is from RefSeq and is a predicted model, not a curated record. NCBI's taxonomy places the organism in Eukaryota, Metazoa, Arthropoda, Insecta, Diptera, Drosophilidae.